This is a messenger RNA of Pseudozyma flocculosa PF-1, 1839 nucleotides long. RefSeq lists its product as uncharacterized. Gene Ontology annotation, biological process: RNA (guanine-N7)-methylation. The transcript has a single exon. Lineage: Eukaryota; Fungi; Basidiomycota; Ustilaginomycetes; Ustilaginales; Ustilaginaceae. Gene Ontology annotation, cellular component: cytosol; tRNA methyltransferase complex; nucleus. Bases 1 to 1839 code for a protein of 612 amino acids. Gene Ontology annotation, molecular function: tRNA (guanine(46)-N7)-methyltransferase activity; protein binding. The record is from RefSeq and is a predicted model, not a curated record.
AUGGCGACAACCGUCCCGUUCCACUUUGUCGCCUCGGCGCACACCAGCGACCUCCUCGCCCUCCUCAGCGCCAACGCCAUCCACCUCGUCUCGCCCUCGCACCCCUCGAUCCACACCACCCUCCCCGCCAGCGUCGUCGUCCCACAGCCAAAGAAGCCAGACCAUUCCGACGCAUUGACAAGCGCACCCUCGCCACCCAUCGCCUUUCCUCGUAUCGCCGCCUUUUCCCGCUCCGACCGCUACCUCGCCCUAACCGGCGACGACAAGAUCCUGCGCGUCUUUCGCGUCCAGGCCGACGACGCCGCCUCCCCCUUUGCCGGCCUAGCGCAGGGGAAAGAGGUCCUGAUCAAGGCGCUCCCGAAGCGCGCUGCUAUCCUGCAGUGGCUUCAGCCCGCCGACGGCCAGGACGCAGAGGAGCUCGUGGUGGUCGACAAGUUCGGAGAUCUCCGCAGCUUCCAGGUCAGCCCUUCUACGACUGCCGCGCAAUCUGCCGCCCCACCACCCGCAGAGACGUCAGGCGCCAAGGAUGACGAGGCGCACGACGACAUGGAUCGCCCCACCGACCCUUCCAUGAGGAUUCUCCUCGGUCACGUCAGCAUGAUCACCGACAUCGCCUUCACCCCGCAGCCUUCCAAGUCGUCCCAGCCCAGAUUCCUCAUCACCUCGGAUCGCGACGAGCACAUCCGUAUCUCGCGUUGGGGCCCGCGGCGCGCCGCGCACAUCAUCGAACGAUUCCUCCUCGGCUCCACUUCCUUUGUCGGCUCGCUUUGCAUCGUCGAGGACCGGACGGCAGACGACGCCGGCAACGGCGGCAACGGCAGAUACAAGCUCAUCAGCUCGGAUGGCGGCAAGGCGCUGCGGGUCUGGUCGCUACCAGAGGCCGACAGCGAUGCCUCGCCUGCCUCGGCGACCACCCCAUCCUCCAAGGCCUGCCUCGCCGUUAACAGCAUUGAGGCGGCAAUCGCUCCCCACGUCGUUGCGCGCGAGCGCGAAGAGAAGCGGCGCGAGAACCUCGGUUACAACCCGGGAGGCAAGAAGAAUCGGCCCGCCAACAAGCGGAAGAAGGUCGAGGGCCAGGACGGGUCAGCCACGGCGGAGGCAGCGCAGCCCGAGGCCGAGACGGACAAGGAGCCCAACGUCUACGAGUACAACACCGAGACAGCGCCCACCAAGGCCAUCACGGCGGUCAGGCAGUUUGACGAUUCGACGGGCAAGGCGUGGCUGUUGAUCACGGUCGAGGGCUCGACGGCCUUCUUCCAUGUGCCCCUCUCUGCGGUCCUGGCGCCCGCAAGCGAGCCGCGCGACCUCUCGGACCAAGUCAGGGCGACGACGCUGCCGGCGCCCAUCCUUGACCUGUGCCGUCAAUCAACCUCGACGGAGGACUGCACCCUCUGGGCGACGCUCGAUACGCGAUCCGAGUUCCAGCCGCGCGACUCGACCGCGCCGCCCCCGGCGCUGCAGCGCCUCGUCUUCAACGCGUCGGCCUGCGCCUUUGAGGUGCAGCCUCUGGCGCCUCUUCCGCUGACGGAGACGCCCAUCGAGCCGUUUGUCCUUUCGGCGCUCUCGCUCUACCCGGCGCUCACCAACUGGCCCAAGGUCGACGCGCCCUCGUCGGCCGAGAUGCUGGCGAGCCGCAUCCAGCGCAAGGGCCGGCCGGCUAACGGUCUUCUCGGCGAGGCUGGCGGCGAUGCGGAAACGGAAGUAGGUGCGGAAGCGGGAGCGGAGGUGGACGGCGAGCGCAGCAACAAGAUGGUCAAGCGGAUGCAGCAAGGGCGUAGGGCCAAAGGGCGCGAGAAGAACCGCGCCGACCUGGGCCUGAGCGGCGGCGCACAGGCAUGA